CGUCCAGUGUCAGAGUAACAUCGUAAACGAGGACCACCUGACGGUAAUAUCCCGGCCUGAAUGGAAGCAGCGGAGGAAACUCUCACUUACCGAGAUGACACCGGACUUCACGGGAAGCUGCACAAGAAGGGCAAUCCGAAAGCCAGGAGCCCCGCCGCCGCCGAGACGAACCGCGCCGAGUCCAACUAUGUGGAUCUGGACAUGAGAGCUGGGGGGCCCACCACGGUUAAAGUCACUUUCACCGGCGAGGGGAACCAGCUGUCCGUUAUCAAGUGCCCGAAGCCCGAGGAGAAGAAAGAGAUCACCGAGGAGGAGGAGCCGUCAGAGGACAGUCUGGAGCGCGGCCCCGGGACGCAGCCGGUGCUGGAAACUCUGACCAAACUUCCCGAUGUGGACUCCGGGAACAACAAGGAGCCAAGCGGGUGCAGCGAGGAUCUGCAGUACACCGACAUUUAUCUGAACAGCAAGACAGAUUCGGACGACGCGCUGUCCGAGCAUUGCGGCUCCGACGCCGUGGAGGAUGAGUCCCACUAUAUCACGACGCACGAAAUCCAGCUGACCGAGCUCGACCACGACGUGGAUUACGACUUGGGCAGAGGAGCCUGCUGGGACUUUGAAGACGACAACCUUGUCUAUUCUUUUGUGGAUUAUGCUUCAUUUGAAAGCGACGACACCCAGGAGGGAACUUUGGUUCUGGAGGGAAGGAGUCAGGCCAAACAAGUGCUGUCCACUCUGACCGGAACAGUCAGCACCGAGCAGGAGGACAGUGAUCUCUGUGACUCGGAUAAGUGCAUCAGCUCUGAUGAAAGUGUGAGCAAAAGCCUGAGGGAAGACACGGGGAAAAUUCACCUGUCCAUACAAACCUCCUCCAGAGGUGGGAAUGACCCCACGGGUGCUUUUGACGACAGAACCCAGGGGUACGCAGCGCACUUUGGAGACAGACGACAUUUCUCUUUAGUGAGCUCUGGCGCCAGAGCAGGGCCCCUGUGCGAUAGGGGCCAAUAUUUCAUCCCCGCUCCAGGCCGUCAGCACCUUGCAACGAAGCUGAGACGGAACGAUAUCAAUGACUACUCCAGCGGAGCGUCCAGCUCCAUCAGUGAACUGGACGACGCUGAUAAAGAGGUGCGUAACUUGACAGCAAAGUCUUUCCGAAGCCUGGCGUGUCCCUACUUUGAUGCCAUUAAUUUUAGCACGUCAAGCGAGUCCUCCUUGUCGGAAUAUGGUCUGAAUAAAUGGUCAGCUUACGUGGAUUGGAAUUGUGGAAACAUGCGCGCUAAAGAGCGCAGCGUCAUUGCGCAAAAGAGCACAACUCUAGAAAUGAAUAGGACUGUGGAAAAUAGGAGACAUGAUUCUAGGGGCGGAAUGGAAGCUCCACAAACCAAAGUGGAGGCCCUGAACAAAAGUACAUAUUCCAAACAGCCUGCGUCCUCUACUCAGAAGAUCCAUCUGACAGAUCCCCAGCAGGUGCAGCGUGGAGUCACGUUCAAUUUCCGCUGUAAUGUUGAAUCUCCAAACGCACACAGGGACUCCAAAUGCUCCGUGAAGGCGCGCUCGGGUUGUGCUUUGCAAUAUCGAAGCACAGACAGCACGGGGGACACGCACAAAAAGGCAAUUUUUGCAUCGAGUCUGUUGAAAAACGUAAUUUCUAAAAAGAUGCAGUUUGAGCAGGAACGCAAGAUGGAGAGGGGAGAAAUCUGUGAUACACACCCAGCAGUCUCCCCUUGUUUGCAUAUAAAAGACCCAGAUCAGCCGAGAGACAAAUGCAGAUGUGUACACAGGCAAAUGUCAGAAACAGGCUCAGCUUUUACUGUAAACUCUCUUGAUGAGGGAGGCAGACUCAGCUCCUUUGGGUCUACAGAGGAGACCACAGACAACAAAACUUCCGAAAGGCGAGAAGAUGAUUUAAAAACAGCUGCAGCCGAAAGCCAAAGUUGUUCGUUUAAUGAAUAUAAAGAAGACGAUCCACCGCCUGGAAAAGAGGUUUCUUCUGUGGGUGAUGCACAGACAACAGGAAAUGAAAGACUGGACUCCAGCAGCAUGCUGACCAAACUGCUUUUUGUGCCCAGCUGCCAACUCCUAACAAAGGACAGGGACAUCACUGGCGAUCUGACACAACACACGUGUGAUAAGGGUGCAGUAAAUGAGCUCAAAAAGAGAAAUGAAGGAAGCCCGCAAGGCAAAGAGGGAAAGGAGAAGAACUCACCUGAAAUAAAAAUAUGCCUUAGGAGUAUGAAAGAAGACAAAGGCUGCACACUAAACAUUGCACAUCUAUUGACCCCCCAAAUUAGUAGCAAUAUUAACACCCUUAGGGUUGGAGAUGAUAAUAAAUCCCACGUUUUAACUGCAGGCGAUAAAGUUCCAAACUUCACUGUAAGAGAUAUAAGAGACACCAAGUGUAAGUUCCAGACGCCGAUCUAUCAUGUUAGGGAUGUGCGGAAAUUGGUCAAAAGCUCAUAUCGCUUCAUUUCGUUGGAUAAAAGUGACAAUAAAUGUGAAAAGGUGGAACCGAAGGUCCAAACGGAGCCAGCAAAAAAUGGGUUACCCUCUACAAUAAGGAUCAAAUGCAACUCUGUAAAAACAAACAUUCAAUCAGAGACAAGUCAGGCAUCACACAGACAAGAAGCAGACAGGCAACACGAAAAACCCCAAAGUGACAAUAACCCUUUGGCUUGUAGCAGUGGCAGACUGCCCACAGCACCAAACAAGCAGGUCAACUUGGAUCCAUUUGAGUCUAAUCCUGAGGUCAAACUGGCAAAACAAAAGCAGGACACGUUUCUUUGUGAGACAGCAGAGAAGAGAAGUGAGGCUCCAGUAAAGCAGGGUGCACUGGAGAAGCUAAAAGCUGCAGUCAAAACAAUGGAGCAGCUUUAUGUUUUUGAUCGAAACGAAUGGAAGCGCAAAACUCAAGCCCCGCACCCGGUAACUCGCAGCCACGUUCUGUCAGUUAUUACCAGUGAGGAGCCUGAGAAUGCUGAAAGAACUCCCCAGUCUUUGAUCAAUACUACAGAAACAGAAAAGAGAAGUACAAACAUCAUACAUGUUCCAUACUAUAAUGACACAUUUAAAACAAUUCCCCAGGAAAACAAAACUUUUACAAACAAAAGCAUCCUUCAUUUUGGAAACAGAACCUCAGUCGGCGUUAACUCAGAAAGUGUUCCCGAUCCAUCAAGGUCUCCUCUGCAAACACCACCUGCUAUUAAAAACUCCAAGACACCAACGGCUCCACUGUCGGUGAAAAUAGAGCCGGCGAAACAUGGCAAGGUGGAGCAGGGACAGUCCAAAAUCAGCCCCAGUAAUCCCACUGUCACACAAGGCUGCUCGGACUCUGAGAACUAUUUAACCAUUCCCGGGCUGGGCCAUGCAAAUGAAACCAAACUGCUAAAUCGAGAGUCUGCUUUGAUGGAGGGGUCUUCAGGCCUUGGUUGUGCUGGUGCAGAUCCUUUAAAGGGAUCUGAGACAAAGAAGUCUCCUUUGUUCUUGGAGCAUCCUGCUGCGUCGAUCUACCAUCGUUCCACAGCAGUGACAAGCCCGCAGAAACAGCACCAGGUGUUAUGUUUCACUUCUUCUGCCCUGAACGUCUCCCCCACACCGUCUGCUGGAGACGCAGCCCCGCAGACCCAGAGGAAGAUGCUUUUAGAUCCCACAACUGGACAUUAUUACCUGGUGGACACCCCCUUACAGGUCACCACAAAGAAACUGUUUGACCCUGAUACGGGCCAGUAUGUGGAGGUGCCUAUGCCCCACUCACCUGUGGCUCCUGUUACACCCGUGCAUCUCUCCUUGUCCCCUUUAGCCCUCAGCCCACCAGCAUACACCCCCACUUACAUGAUCUAUCCCGGCUUCAUCCCCUCUCCCACCUUAGCAACUCAGGCGAUGAUGUCACAGUCGCCGUGUCACUCAGAGGAAGCAGCUGGAGAAAAUGUCAAAAACUCCAAAGAUGCAUGGCUGGAGAGUGCCGCUGCAGGGGCAGAAAGCGCAUAUUAUAGUGCAACAAGAGAAGCUCACCAAGGGCCGCUACACUUACCCGUAAGCCUGGGACACAUAACAGCCAGAGGAGACGCAGCGAGGUCGGACAGAAAGCCGCUGAUCAGCAUCACAACGCAACAAGGUCCAAGGAUUGUCGCUCCUCCUUCAUUUGAUGGGAAGACAAUGAGCUUUGUAGUCGAGCAUCGGUGACCAAGAGACGUUGUCUUCAUACAUAUAUAUCUGCUGACGAAUAUAUCCUCACUCACUGUAAGUGCAGUUCACCCCCCCACCCCCCCCAUUGGGAUCAACUCCCAGGACUGCACCAACCCGCUUUACAGUUUUUUAUGACGUUUAUCAAUGUUUUUUGUGUGCAAUGCAAUACUUUGAAAUAGCAAAAUGUCAAGUCCUCCCAUUGAUAUUCUCUGGCUUUGUGACAAUUUCCAUUCAGGCGCUGUCUGGGUCUCUGAUUUCUGUUUCAAUGCUAUUUCUGCCCUUCAGUCAGUUCAAAAGGAAACAAGGCAGCGUGUUAUAGUGAAGUGUUGAUAUAUUUUAGCCAAGCUACCUCUCAAUGAGAUUAUUGUUACCACACAUUACAAAACAAUCAUGUAAUUCAUCUAAAGCUUUAAAUAUGAUUUAGUAUUUCCUAAAAGAUGAACACAGUGUUUGAGUAAUAAAGCGGUGUAAGUCAAAACACUUCAGUGAAUGUCCAUUUGUUAGUACAUUUACUGACUGAUGUUGUAAUGAUGGAUCAACUACCGUUACUAUUUACUGUUAAGAGACUUGAGUUAUCAGAGAAACAUGGAUUAUUGUGAGAAGCACCUUCUUAAUGUUUGUUUCCUGCAACAAACUGUAGCGUUAUUCUACGGAAGCAUAUUGUAUUCAAUAAAAAAAGGUGUUUUGGUUUUUGUUUUAAAAAGCAGAGAGCUACAAACGGGCUGGCUGCCAACCUCAUCUGCUCAUGAAAGCCAUAAGAUGACCUGAAACUUGAAGUCAAAAAGCCACUAUGUGUCUGUGUCCUCGACAUGAUCCGUGUCCGUUUUGUUAAUGUGCUCGCCACAAUAUCGACAGUCUGUUUUGUCCUUCCUAAUUACUUCAACCACGAACAUUACCGAGAAAAAUUUUGGGGAAGCAUUAAAUACAGAAUUCAACUGUAUGAACAGUUUAUUUUUGUUUAGGGUGAUGCUGAAAACGAGUUACAGCCAGAGUUUUUCGAUAAAUAGGAUCUGCUUGUUUAAAGCCGUGAGGUUUGGAGUGAUUUGGAAAAUGUUCAAUGAAAUAUCUUUAAAAAACAGCAGAAUUAUUUAAAAAGAAAUUAACAAAUUAUCAUGAAAAGAAACAUAUCAAAAAACAAACAAAAAAAGAAUCUCAUAAACCAGAAAAAAUGAUGACAAAAAGUUAUAAGAAAUAUCUUGAAAUACAAAAAGAUCUAGAAAAUCAUUGCAAAAAUAUCUUAAAAAACAGGCUGCAUGCUCUGUAAUGUUUGUGGAUGAAGCAAAUAGGAAGAAUGAAACAGGCUGGUGAUGUCAUGACCCACACAUAAUAAACAAACGGGACACGGAUCGCGUCUUACACAGACACUCUGUGGCUUUUAAGCUUUUAAGUCCAGCUCAUCUUAUAUUUUUCAUGAACAGAUGAGGUUAGUGCCCAGCCGGUUUGUAGUUUUUUGCUUUUGUUGUUCAAAAAAAAUAGCUCAAAAAAUCAUAACAAAAAACACCUGUUUUUUUAUUACAUGUAUUGAAUACAAUACAUGUAGCUUCCAUAUUAUUCUUUCCUGUCCUUUCAAAUUGAAAUACCAAAUUCUAAUUUUAGCGUGUGAACACGAAUGCAACGGCGAAAAAAAGUAAGCAAAGCUCAAUGAUGAUGUGAUUUUUAUUUGGUACCAUUUCUAAUUCAUCACUUUAGCAUUCCUUUCUGUGGUACAGAGAGCAGCCACAUAAAAUCCCGUAAAGUCGCACUGGCCUUCUUGUCAAUUACUAUCAACAGUUUGGUGCAUAAGUGUCAAUUUGUGCCCGGGUUUAUGCUGAGUCUGUAUAGUUUGAUCAAAGAACAAUGAAGACUGUAUGCUAGCAUAGAUUUUGUGUGUUUGUUGUUGUUUUUAAUAAUAUGUUAUCAGUUCAGCUUGUUUUGAUAGGUAGAUGUUGGUGACCUUCAGAUAUGUAGUGCGUUGAUGUGAAAGCUAAAAAAAAAUCUGGUUUCAUUUUGAAAUAGUGCCAACAUUUCCAGCAAGACAUGUUUGUUUGGGUUCUAAAAAGUCCAGAAUGUUAUUGUUUCUUUUUUUUAAAAUCUGAAAUACGAUGUGGACAUUUGACGGCUUAUUCAGAUAUUUGAUGAAGACGUCAAAGAGCACACCCAGAAAACCCUAAAGGGAAGACGUGCCCUAUUGCUUCAGGGUCCUUCAAUGGAAUUGUUUUGUAUUUUUCCUUCCCCAUGGCAGUGGAUGACUGAGGAAAUUGAAAACAAGUAGCAAGAUCAGUUAGGGAUCUGUUUAUUUUAUAGAUUUAAAAGAUCAUAGAUUAGGAGGAACAGAAGAACAUUGCCUUUGUUUAAGAUUAGAUUACGGCAUUUUCCAUUAAAAACAAAAAAAAUAGUGCAAGAUCAACUUCGAGAUUAGGGUCAUGGAGAAAGAAAAUUUCUGACUUUUUCUCAGAACUCUGCGAUUAUAGUCAGAAUUUUUUUCUUUCUCCAUGGUCCUAAUCGUCUUCCGUAGUCAGAUGUUACACCACUUUUUUAAAAUAUGGUUUUAACUUCACAGCACUGAUUCAGUUACAUAUCUAAGCAGAGGGACCAUUAGUCUGCAAUGCGUGUCAAGUCCUACUAAUAAAAAAACUGAUGCAUUUCAAAUGAAAAAUUGCAGUAAUAAGCACUUAAUUAAUUAAAAAUUAGUUUGAAAAAAUGAUUUAUGUAAGUGAGUAAUGGAGCUACAUAACAUGUGUAUCAUGUUGCCACGCAAACGUUCACAGUAAGAUUUCCAUGUCACUCGGUGGCUCAGGUUCUACCUUAAGUAAGCUCUUUGUCGUGACUUGCAAAAUGCCACUAAUUCCUGCUAAAUAUUUUGUGGGUUUACACUUUAAAGCACACUCCUUAUAAGGGACAGGGGAGAGAGAAAAUUAAAAUAUAAGUGAGCAGUUAGAAUACACUGAGUUGAUCCUGAUCAGUGGUUCAUGGCCCAUUUAAAGUUGAAGCAAAAAGAAGUGCAGAUAACUUCCUCCAUUUUUUAAUUAAACAUGAGCAAAUGUGUCCAUGGUUGUUUGCGGUGAGCUAUGUUCGGCAUUCAGGCAUUCUGUGAGUACUGUUUGCUGCAAACAGGGUCACAGACUAAACAAGUGUGAAGUGUGACUUUACACACACCACACGGUAAUGAAGGUUUUCUAGUCAUUAAAGACAUUAUUUUUUUUGUGUGUCUGAGAAAACAAGGAAAUGUCCUGGCUACUAAGACUCCCCCCAUUUAAAAUAAUGUCAUUAAUGACUUUCCCUUGAACAGAUACACAUUGUCUGUCCUGUUUCCAUUUGAAAAUACUGCUGGGCUUUAUUUGGCAUUUUUGUUUCAUUUAGGUUUUUUAAGCUCUCGUGUAGAAAUAAAGACUGCAGUUUUACUAUUUCUCUAGUGCAUGUGAAAACUAUAAAGAAAGGUAUGUGGAGCUGCUGGUCAGUCUAUGUACUUCAUGUAUAUUUAAACACUUUGCCUCAGUGAGAACUUGUUUUACAGAAAUGAACUGCUCCAAAAAUGAUAUUUGUUCUGAAUCAAUAGUCUUGAAAAGACUAUUGUUAACAGUUAAAUAUGUUUUAUCCUUCAAGCUAAUUCAUGUUGCAGUAUAAGUAGAUAGAGGGCUUUGGUUGUUUAAGAGUUUAAAUAAACUCCACUGAAGAUAAACUCUUUUAUUUUAUACUUUUAAAAAAUUUGAAUUUACAAAAAAACAACCAAAACCAAACAGACAUUUUUUUUCUUUUUUUUUCAAUAUUUUAAGUAGCAUAACAAUAAAUAUUACAGUUUUUAACAUCUUUUUUUGAUGCAGUGUUAGCGUCUUGAUGAAAGCACUUAAUGUAUUUACAGUACCACCGAAGUUAAAUCCUGCAUAUGUAGAUAAUCGGGGCAAUUGAUGAUUUCUUAUAAAAAAUGUCAUGGAUAUUUUGCACAGCAGAACAGGUGGUGUUAUGUGGUUUAAACCGUCAUAUAAUGCAUUAUUUAUAAAUAGCAGACCAGCCCAAGCACAUUUCUCAUGUUAUUUUACAGCAUAAAAUGACAUACGAGAUCGUUAGCAAUAAAAUAAAGCUGAUGGCAGGCUGUCAUGAUAUAUACAGGUAUAUAAAAUGACAACAUUUAUGAGCAAUGAGUAAUUUACAUGAUAUGUCCUAAUUCCUUGAUGGAAUUUUAGGCCAAAAAAACUGAUAAUAAUAGUAUUUUUAUAUUUAAGAGGGCUGAGUUUAGGUAGAAUGAAUUGGUUAGAGAGAAGUUAGUGUCUUUGGAACAUAAGCUCGUGUUUGAAUGACGUGUACUGAUGGCUAUAAAUUCAUGCACUGGAGAAGUCUGUUUUAAUGACACUGUGGACUGUGACACGUGGCUGCCUCGGAAAAAGUAGGAGGUCAGGAUGGAAGUGGAGGGAGGACUUGUUAUGAGAAGUGAGUGCAGUGUUUGCACAAAAAUGGAAUGAAAGUAAGAGUUAUGGCGAAUGCGUGUUAUGUAGACUGAUAAGCCUACAUAUCCUUGUAAUAAAGAUUUAUUUAAAAUACAA
Molecule: messenger RNA, 8696 nt
Organism: Oryzias latipes (Japanese medaka)
Lineage: Eukaryota; Metazoa; Chordata; Actinopteri; Beloniformes; Adrianichthyidae
Source: RefSeq, a predicted model, not a curated record